GGUAACGCUAUGUGGCUUGGGCGGGGGUAUUCGUGCAUUGGCGGUGAUAUAUUCAUCGGCAAUAUACAUCGAAGUGCUGUGGUUCAUCUGAGAAGCUGUUAUCGCCCCAGCCAUGCAUAUUUCUUUGAUCUCUGUCAUAUUGCUCACGUGGUCGCUUGUAGAGAGUCUGCCUGAUCAGGGCCAAUGGGACUUUACAAUCAGUAAGCCGAAUGAGUACAUUGGAGUGUCCAAGAGCUUAUACAAGGACAGUGACAUCAUCAUUCGGGUGACCUGUGCAAACCAUGACGUGAACCUGACGGUUGGCUGGAUGCUGAGGGAGACGCCAUGCUGGAAUGAGUAUAUCUACUUAGAAAGUCAGGCUCCACCUGACAGCAACCUGUCAUUUUGGUAUGAGAAUCCUGCCUACAUGCCAAACAAGCUGCUGUACAAUGAGACAUGGUACACCACCUGGCCUGAGCAUCAGUUCACCUGUGACAAGGUUGUGCUGCCUGAGGUCAAUCUGCCGACCACUGAUGCCAAGCAGCAGUCGCCGUCCGCCCCUGCGGAGCAGAAGUCCGCUCCUGCGGAGCCGAAGUCCGCCCCUGCAGAGCCGGAGCCUGCGCCGGCAGCGGUCCAGUCGUCGCCGGAGGAGCUGCCGACCCCGCUGCCGCUCGCCCGCCGUCCGCGGGCGGAGCAGGUGGUGGCGGCGGCGACGGCGCCCCAUCGGCAGAUCCGCGCCCCUGGCGAUGGCAUAUUCCUGCUGGUGGUGCACGUGGCCGGCCGCGACCAGGCGGCGUCGCCGCGGCCGCUGAACGUGACCGUGCAUCUGGAGAUGCGUGGCGCCCACGGCUACCUGUCGGCCGCCGACUGGCCGUACCUGCCGUUCUACUCGGUCAUGUGCGCCGUGUACGUGCUGUACGGACUCGGCUGGCUGGUGGUGUGCUCCCGACAAUGGCGCGAGCUGCUGCGCAUCCAGUUCUGGAUCGGCGGCGUCAUCGCCAUCGGCAUGCUGGAGAAGGCGGUGUUCCUGGCCGAGUACGAGUCGGUCAACAGGACCGGGCGCAGCGUGUGGGGCGCUGUGGUGUUCGCCGAGAUCGUCUCGUGCGCCAAGCGAGCUCUCGCGCGUAUGCUCGUCAUCAUCGUCUCGCUCGGCUUCGGCAUCACCAAGCCGCGCCUCGGCCCGCUGCUGCACCGCGUCAUGGCCGUCGGCUUCAUCUUCUUCAUGUUCGCCUCGAUUGAGAGCUGCACGCGCGCGCUGCGGCCCAAGAACGACAUGUCGGGCGGCACGCUGGGCACCUCGGUGGUGCUGGCGCUGCUCGACUCCGGCAUCUGCUGGUGGGUGUUCUCGGCGCUGCUCAGCACAACGCGCACCCUCCGACUCCGCAGGAACGAGGUGAAGCUGACGCUGUACCGUCACUUCACCAACACGCUGAUGCUGUCCGUGCUGGCCUCGGUCGGCUUCAUGGUGUGGUCGGUCAAGUUCCACCGGACUGUCGGCUGCCUGCGCCAGUGGAAGAACCUGUGGGCGGACGAGGCGUGCUGGCACAUCCUCUUCUCCAUGAUCCUGCUGGUCAUCAUGCUGCUCUGGAGACCAACAAACAACAACCAGAGGUACGCGUUCACACCGCUGCUGGACGCCGGCGACGAGGACGAAGAGGACGAGCUGUUCCGCUCGGACGCCUACCACGACCUGAAGCUGCGCUCGCGCGGCCAGAGCUCGCCCAGCGGCUCGCGCGCCAACUCGCGCCGCUCGCGCAACGACUCGGACGAGGACCUCAAGUGGGUGGAGGACAACAUCCCGGCCUCGCUGUCCGAGACGGCGCUGCCCGUCGUCGACUCGGACGAGGAGGUGAUGCAGGCCAAGUUCGAGAUCAGCAAGAUGCAGUAGCGCCGCCGGGUCCGCUGGGCGGUGGCGCGGCGGCGUGUCCGGCGUGUCCGGCUGUGGCGGACGCCAGCCGGGUCGGGACUCGGGUGCGCUCGUGACCCGGCGCGGCCGCGGCCUCCCGGGCGAGCAGGGGCGUGAUCAGGCAGUUCAGGGCGGGGGCGGGUCUCGGCCCGCGCUGGGUC
Messenger RNA from Pollicipes pollicipes, 2046 nucleotides. Its product is annotated as transmembrane protein 87B. Lineage: Eukaryota; Metazoa; Arthropoda; Thecostraca; Pollicipedomorpha; Pollicipedidae. Gene Ontology annotation, biological process: retrograde transport, endosome to Golgi. The transcript has 13 exons. Bases 113 to 1867 code for a protein of 584 amino acids. The record is from RefSeq and is a predicted model, not a curated record. Gene Ontology annotation, cellular component: membrane; Golgi apparatus.